AUAUUCAGAAUUUGAGGAAACUAGGAAAAGCAGCAAACCAGAUGGAGAAGGAAGGCCAAAAAGAUAAGUAGAAAUCUGGCAGACCAUGAGCUCCUUGAGGGCAGGGACUGAAUGGUUACUAUGUCCCCAGGGCCCAGCAUGACCUUCUCCUGGAUUCCUCAUCUUCCUCCUGUGACCUGUGUCUCCAUCAGUUUCUCCUCUGGCAUCUUUUUCUUACAGGAUUCUUACCUCAGUCUCCCUCUGUUCCCGAAGCUGGACUGUACUGCCGUGAUCUCGGCUCGCUGCAACCUCCCUGCCUCGGGCUCCUGUGACUCUCCUGCCUCGGCCUGCCGAGUGCCUGGGAUUGCAGGCGCGCGCCGCCACACCUGAAUGGUUUUUGUGGUUUUGGUGGAGACGGGGUUUCGCCCUGUUGACCGGGCUGGUCUCCAGCUCCUGGCCUCGAGUGAUCUGCCUGCCUCGGCCUCCCGAGGUGCUGGGAUUGCAGACGGAGUCUCGCUCACUCAAUGCUCAGUGGUGCUCAGGCUGGAGUGCAGUGGCCUGAUCUCAGCUCGCUACAACCUCCACCUACCAGCCUCCUGCCUUGGCCUCUUAAAGUGCUAAGAUUACAGCCUCUGCCCCGCCGCCACCCCAUCUAGGAAGUGAGGAGCGUCUCUGCCUGGCCGCCCAUCGUCUGGGAUGUGAGGAGCCCCUCUGCCCGGCCGCCCCAUCUGGGAAGUGAGGAGCGCCUCUGCCCGGCCGCCAUCCCGUAUAGGAAGUGAGGAACGUCUCUGCCCGGCCGCCCAUCAUCUGGGAUGUGAGGAGCGCCUCUGCCCGGCUGCCCCGUCUGGGAAGUGAGGAGCGCCUCUGUCCAGUCGCCCAACGUCUGGGAGGUGAGGAGCGCCUCUGCCUGGCCGCCACCCCUUCUGGGAGGAAGUGAGGAGCGCCUCUGCCCGGCCGCCACCCCGUAUGGGAAGUGAGGAGCGCCUCUGCCCGGCUGCCCCGUCUGGGAGGUGAGGAGUGCCUCUGCCCGGCUGCCACCCCGUCUGGGAGGAAGUGAGGAGCACCUCUGCCCGGCCGCCCUGUCUGGGAGGUGAGGAGCGCCUCUGCCCGGCCGCCACCCCAUCUGGGAGGAAGUGUGGAGCACCUCUGCCCGGCUGCCCCGUCUGGGAGAUGAGGAGCACCUCUGCCCGGCCACCCCGUAUGGGAAGUGAGGAGCGCCUCUGCCCGGCCGCCCCAUCUGGGAAGUGAGGAGAGCCUCUGCCCGGCCGCCCCAUCUGGGAAGUGAGGAGUGCCUCUGCCCGGCCGCCCCGUCUGGGAGGAAGUGAGGAGCGCCUCUGCCUGGCUGCCCCGUCUGGGAGAUGAGGAGCGCCUCUGCCCGGCCGCCCCGUCUGGGAGGUGACGAGCGCCUCUGCCUGGCCGCCACCCCGUCUGGGAGGAAGUGAGGAGCGCCUCUGCCCGGCUGCCUCAUCUGGGAAGUGAGGAGCGCCUCUGCCUGGCCGCCACCCCGUCUGGGAGGAAGUGAGGAGCACCUCUGCCCGGCCGCCACCCCGUAUGGGAAAUGAGGAGCGCCUCUGCCCAGCCGCCCCGUAUGGGAAGUGAGGAGCGCCUCUGCCCGGCCACCCCGUCUGGGAGGUGAGGAGUGCCUCUGCCCGGCUGCCACCCCGUCUGGGAGGAAGUGAGGAGCACCUCUGCCCAGCUGCCCCGUCUGGGAGAUGAGGAGCACCUCUGCCCGGCCGCCCCGUCUGGGAGGUGAGGAGCGCCUCUGCCUGGCCGUCACCCCGUCUGGGAGGAAGUGAGGAGCGCCUCUGCCCGGCCGCCACCCCAUAUGGGAAGUGAGGAGCGCCUCUGCCUGGCCACCCCGUCUGGGAGGUGAGGAGCGCCUCUGCCCGGCUGCCCUGUCUGGGAGGUGAGGAGUGCCUCUGCCCCGCCGCCACCCCGUCUGGGAGGAAGUGAGGAGCACCUCUGCCCAGCUGCCCCGUCGGGGAGAUGAGGAGCACUCUGCCCGGCCGCCCCGUCUGGGAGGUGAGGAGCGCCUCUGCCCGGCCACCCCGUAUGGGAAGUGAGGAGCGCCUCUACCCGGCCGCCCCAUCUGGGAAGUGAGGAGAGCCUCUGCCCGGCCGCCCCAUCUGGGAAGUGAUGAGUGCCUCUGCCCGGCCGCCCCGUCUGGGAGGAAGUGAGGAGCGCCUCUGCCUGGCUGCCCCGUCUGGGAGAUGAGGAGCGCCUCUGCCCGGCCGCCCCGUCUGGGAGGUGACGAGCGCCUCUGCCUGGCUGCCACCCCGUCUGGGAGGAAGUGAGGAGCGCCUCUGCCCGGCUGCCUCAUCUGGGAAGUGAGGAGCACCUCUGCCCGGCCGCCACCCCGUAUGGGAAAUGAGGAGCGCCUCUGCCCGGCCGCCCCGUAUGGGAAGUGAGGAGCGCCUCUGCCCGGCCACCCCGUCUGGGAGGUGAGGAGUGCCUCUGCCCAGCUGCCACCCCGUCUGGGAGGAAGUGAGGAGCACCUCUGCCCGGCUGCCCCGUCUGGGAGAUGAGGAGCACCUCUGCCCGGCCGCCCCGUCUGGGAGGUGAGGAGCGCCUCUGCCUGGCCGUCACCCCGUCUGGGAGGAAGUGAGGAGCGCCUCUGCCCGGCUGCCCCAUCUGGGAAGUGAGGAGCGCCUCUGCCCGGCCGCCGCCCCAUAUGGGAAGUGAGGAGCGCCUCUGCCUGGCCACCCCGUCUGGGAGGUGAGGAGCGCCUCUGCCCGGCUGCCCCGUCUGGGAGGUGAGGAGUGCCUCUGCCCCGCCGCCACCCCGUCUGGGAGGAAGUGAGGAGCACCUCUGCCCAGCUGCCCCGUCGGGGAGAUGAGGAGCACUCUGCCCGGCCGCCCCGUCUGGGAGGUGAGGAGCGCCUCUGCCCGGCCACCCCAUCUGGGAGGUGAGGAGCGCCUCUGCCCGGCCACCCCAUCUGGAAAGUGAGGAGCGCCUCUGCCCGGCCACCCCGUCUGGGAGGUGAGGAGCGCCUCUGCCCGGCCGCCCAGUCUGGGAAGUGAGGAGCGCCUCUGCCCGGCCGCCACCCCGUAUGGGAUGUGAGGAGUGCCUCUGCCUGGCCACCCUGUCUGGGAGGUGAGGAGCACCUCUGCCCAGCCGCCCAGUCUGGGAAGUGAGGAGCGCCUCUGCCCAGCCGCCACCCCGUAUGGGAAGUGAGGAGCGCCUCUGCCCGGCCGCCCACUCUGGGAAGUGAGGAGCGCCUCUGCCCAGCCGCCCCGUCUAGGAGGUGAGGAGCGCCUCUGCCUGGCUGCCACCCCGUCUGGGAGGAAGUGAGGAGCGCCUCUGCCCGGCCGCCCCAUCUGGGAGGAAUAGAUGGACGUGGCCUGGCAGAUGAUGCAGCUGCUGCUUCUGGCUUUGGUGACUGCUGCGGAGAGUGCCCAGCCCAGGAGUGUGCGGGCCAGGACGGACCUGCUCAACGUCUGCAUGAAUGCCAAGCACCACAAGGCACAGCCCAGCCCCGAGGACAAGCUGUAUGGCCAAUGCAGUCCCUGGAAGAAGAAUGCCUGCUGCACGGCCAACACCAGCCAGGAGCUGCACAAGGACACCUCCCACCUGUACAACUUUAACUGGGAUCACUGUGGUAAGAUGGAACCCGCCUGCAAGCGCCACUUUAUCCAGGACAGCUGUCUCUAUGAGUGCUCACCCAACCUGGGGCCCUGGAUCCGGCAGGUCAACCAGAGCUGGCGCAAAGAGCGCAUCCUGAAUGUGCCCCUGUGCAAAGAGGACUGUGAGCACUGGUGGGAGGACUGUCGCACGUCCUACACUUGCAAAAGCAACUGGCACAAAGGCUGGAAUUGGACCUUGGGGAUUAAUGAGUGUCCGGCUGGGGCCCUCUGCCGCACCUUUGAGUCCUACUUCCCCACUCCAGCCGCCCUUUGUGAAGGUCUCUGGAGCCACUCCUUCAAGGUCAGCAACUAUAGUCGAGGGAGCGGCCGCUGCAUCCAGAUGUGGUUUGACUCAGCCCAGGGCAACCCCAAUGAGGAGGUGGCCAAGUUCUAUGCUGCGGCCAUGAAUGCUGGGGCCCUGCUCAUGGGAUUAUUGGUUCCUGAUCCAAGAAGGGUCCUCUGGGGUUCUUCCGACAACGUAUUCUAAUAGACAAAUCCACACGUG
Messenger RNA from Pongo pygmaeus (Bornean orangutan), 4107 nucleotides. RefSeq names its product folate receptor gamma. The record is from RefSeq and is a predicted model, not a curated record. Gene Ontology annotation, cellular component: external side of plasma membrane. Gene Ontology annotation, molecular function: signaling receptor activity. Gene Ontology annotation, biological process: sperm-egg recognition; cell adhesion; fusion of sperm to egg plasma membrane involved in single fertilization. Lineage: Eukaryota; Metazoa; Chordata; Mammalia; Primates; Hominidae. Bases 3310 to 4089 code for a protein of 259 amino acids. The transcript has 7 exons.